Messenger RNA from Cercospora beticola, 1173 nucleotides. RefSeq lists its product as uncharacterized. The record is from RefSeq and is a predicted model, not a curated record. Lineage: Eukaryota; Fungi; Ascomycota; Dothideomycetes; Mycosphaerellales; Mycosphaerellaceae. Gene Ontology annotation, molecular function: oxidoreductase activity.
UCACAGACACAUAUACGUGCUUGCGACAGUAGUUCAGUACACUCUCUCUUUCAGCAUUCAGUAGGUCUGCAUACUCUUCAUUGCUCAAACUCUCGUCAGCGUCACAGACACAGAUCCUAGCAGAGAAGCUCCAAAGGCAUGGCCCCAAACCAACCCGUCGCUCUCGUGAUUGGCGCCUCAAGAGGUAUAGGACGACAAGUCGCAAUAGACCUCGCAAAGAAUGGAUAUGCUGUAAUCGUCUCCGCCAAAUCGACCUCUUCUCCCUCCUCCAAUGCUCCCUUCCCACCCGACCCCAACUCCUCCGACUCCACAAUCACCACAGUCGCCCGCGAGAUCUCCAAUCUAGGCCACGAAUCCCUCGCAAUCGCCUGCGACAACCGCUUCCCAGAUCAAAUCCAAACCCUCAUCACCAAAUCCUUUGCAUGGAAGCAACGUCUCGAUGUCGUGGUCUACAACUCCGGUGCAAUCUGGUGGAGUUCAGUCGACAAAACCGACCUGAAGCGUUUCCAAUUAAUGCAAAAGAUCAACCCCGAAGGUUUAUACGCCGUAGUUCAAGAAGUUCUCAAAGUCUGGAAUGAUGGGAAAGACAAUGCACACAGAAGGAUCGUGGUCGUGAGUCCACCGAUCUAUUCAAGAUUCGUGAAAGGAAAGACGGCAUAUGCGAUGGGCAAAUUCGGCAUGUCAACCCUCACAAUGGGUCUAGCAGUCGACUUCGAACGACAAGGGAAAUCCAACAUGGCCAUAACCAGUAUCUGGCCAGCCGCAGCAAUCGACUCCGCCGCAACCCAAGCGAACCGCACACGCGAAGCCCGUAGCGCCCUUCGCAAACCCGAGAUCUUUUCCGAUGCGAUUCUCGCUAUAAUUCGCUCGCCUGCGAAAGAUGUCAAUGGGAAACUCGUUCUUGAUGAGGAUUUCCUUCGCGAUCACGAGGGAGUUACAAAUUUUGAUAAAUAUGCGUUGGUGCAAGGCACGGAGCCUAGACGAAUCAUGCCGAGGAAGAUGCCAGAUUUGAGUGUCGAGGAGCAGGACGAUGAGGGCGUGAGAGUGGAUAGUACGGAGAUCAGGAAGGAUAGAGGUGCGAAGUUGUAGCAUAGACGAUAUCAUCAGCACAUACAGAGCGUUGAAUGAUCACGAUAACGUUAUAAGAACAGGAAAAGUGGAGGCAAAGCAGAA